Molecule: messenger RNA, 941 nt
Organism: Diorhabda sublineata
Lineage: Eukaryota; Metazoa; Arthropoda; Insecta; Coleoptera; Chrysomelidae
Product: non-homologous end-joining factor 1-like
Exons: 5
Coding region: 116-850 (244 amino acids)
Biological process (GO): double-strand break repair via nonhomologous end joining
Cellular component (GO): DNA ligase IV complex; nucleus
Molecular function (GO): DNA end binding
Source: RefSeq, a predicted model, not a curated record
AUAUUUUCUUUGACAACAUGAAAUGAUUAGGUUAGAAUUUGAAAAUAGUAAAUAUUUGGCUUGAAUAAUUGCAUUAAUUUAGAGUCAGUAAAAAGUAUUUUAAAUAUUUCCAAGAAUGUGGAAAAUUUUUAUUGUUAAAGAAGAUAUUUUUAUGUUAAAAUUUUUUAAGAAUGUUAAUAAUUAUGAAAUAUUUCUAACAGAUAUUAAUAAAAUUUGGUCCUGUAGGAUAUCAGAAAGUAUAUUAAUCGAAAAAUUUAAGGAAAACAAUCCGGCAAUUGAAACUGAUAAUGUGGAAAGUUUAAGAUAUACUUUGAUGAUGUUGAAUGAAAUUGAUCAAGGGGAAGUUACUGUUACUAUUCAAGACAAUAUUUUAAAACUAAAAAUAAUAAAAUUAUCAGAUUUCACAACUUCUAAAUUUAAAAUGAAAUUCGGACUAGAACUCCAUGAGGCUAAAAAUGAACUGUUUACAAGAAUUGUAACAGUGCCUUUAGUGAAAACAGUUAUUCUCUUGGAAAAACAGCAACAGAUGUUAAGUAAUUUAUUGAAAAAGAAAGAUAGAGAACUGGAAGAAUAUCAAAUGGAUAAGGGAGAAAUUUCACGUGCUGAUUUAAUUACCGAAAAGUUCCAACAGGAAAUGCUAGUAUCAUCCAGUGAUAGAUUAAUGUUAAAUGUGUUUGGAAAAUAUACGGAUGAAAUUGCAAAAAAAUAUGGUUCCACAGAAGAGAAAGUUCCAGAAAUUGAGGUAGAAUCUUGGAACGCUGUGAAAAAGAGAAGAAAAAUUUAUAAUAAAGAAACUGCAGAAAAAUCCAAAUGUAGAAAAAUUAUUUAUAAAGGUGAAAAGUCUACAUAAAUUAUCAAUUAUUAUUAUUGUAUAUUUUUAAUUAUUUUAAAUGGAUAUAUUUAAUAAAAAUUUCAUUAUUGUUGUUUUUUACCGAUAAAAA